This is a messenger RNA of Mauremys reevesii (Reeves's turtle), 1197 nucleotides long. RefSeq names its product olfactory receptor 14I1-like. Lineage: Eukaryota; Metazoa; Chordata; Testudines; Geoemydidae. The transcript is spliced from 5 exons. Gene Ontology annotation, biological process: G protein-coupled receptor signaling pathway. The record is from RefSeq and is a predicted model, not a curated record. Bases 679 to 1089 code for a protein of 136 amino acids. Gene Ontology annotation, cellular component: membrane. Gene Ontology annotation, molecular function: G protein-coupled receptor activity; olfactory receptor activity; odorant binding.
AUCAUCAGAGGAAUGUCUCUGCUUGCACUGACCAGAGGAAGUUUGGAUUCUGUUGUCAGCCCAGUUCUGCCACCUGAUGGGAAUCAGGUGUUGUCCCCAGUAUACCUAGAAUUCUUCAAACUAGUCUAACAUGCAUUUUGUUAACUGGAACUGGAGCAGCAAAACAAAGAAAACAAAUGCCUCAUUUUCCAGCUUUGUGGGUGAGAGAACUAUAAGUGAAGAUUAUAAUGCUGGACACUGAUGGCCUUAAGCCAGCUGCCUCAGGAAUCUGCCAAGAACUUUGCUGAAAAUAUGUUCCUCAUCUUAGCAACAGAGCUAAGACUUAUCACACAUCUGCCCACCUUUAUUCAACUGGAGCUCCUUCUGAUCUGACAGCUCAGGCAUUGUCAGUUUCAUCCAGAACAAUUUACAAACUUGGAACCAAAUCCUAUAAUGUCUUAAUCAUUUUAUCAAUCCCACUGAAGACUAUUUGUAUGACUAUGGACCACUUCUGUGGACUGCUUUGCACCUGCAGCCCAAUGAGCCUUUUAUUAUAGUGUUGAAUGCAGUAAGAAAAAAAAAUGUAAUUGCUAAGAAAGAAAGAAAGAAAGAAAGUUGGGUCAUUCAUCCCAAUAGAAGUGAAAGCUCAGAUACCCUGAGCUGUGGGUUCACCUGGUGGCAGUUCUCCAAGAGCUACUGAUGCAAUGCAGGAGAAAAGGGAAGAGGGGGAAAUCUCUGCUCACCCAGAGAGGAGGAUCAAAUGCAUCACAAGUUGGGAAAAAGUCCACAAAGACCAGCACACCAUCACACGAUGUACUGAGGAAGAAAAUGCCCAACCGAACCACCGUGACCGAGUUCCUUCUCCUGGGAUUCUCUGACGUUCGGGAGCUGCAGAUUUUACACUUCCUGGUGUUUCUAGUGAUUUACCUGGCAGCCCUGAUGGGGAAUCUUCUCAUCAUCACAGUUGUUGUCCUUGACCACCAUCUUCACACCCCCAUGUACUUCUUCCUGAUGAAUCUGUCCAUCCUAGACAUCGGCUCCAUCUCUGUCACUGUCCCCAAAUCCAUGGCCAACUCCCUCAUGGACAUCAGAUCUUCAAAACAGUGCUGAGAAUCCCCACUGAGCGGGGCCGGCAUAAAGCCUUCUCCACCUGCCUCCCUCACCUCACCGUGGUGUCCUUGUUCUUUUGCACUGCCACCUUUGCCUACAGUCAUCCCA